Molecule: messenger RNA, 2955 nt
Organism: Aureobasidium subglaciale EXF-2481
Lineage: Eukaryota; Fungi; Ascomycota; Dothideomycetes; Dothideales; Saccotheciaceae
Product: glycoside hydrolase family 31 protein
Exons: 3
Coding region: 1-2955 (984 amino acids)
Biological process (GO): carbohydrate metabolic process; N-glycan processing
Cellular component (GO): glucosidase II complex
Molecular function (GO): alpha-glucosidase activity; carbohydrate binding
Source: RefSeq, a predicted model, not a curated record
AUGGCUGUUAUGUCUAGAGCAACCUCGUCCAGAUGGGCAAAGCUGCUACUGCUAGUCGCAGCUCUUUGCUGCUUAGUGUACCCUGCUGUGUCUGUGAAACACGAGAACUUCAAGACGUGUGAUCAGUCGGGCUUCUGUAAACGUAACAGAGCAUACGCCGAUUCGGCCGCCGCUUCCUCGUCCUCGUGGGUGAGCCCAUACGUCCUUGACUCUGCGUCUGUCACUUUCUCGAAGGGCCAGUUGUCAGGAACCAUCCUCAAGACUGUUACGACCUCCGACCGACCCGUCCGCCUGCCAAUCACAAUAUCUUUCUUCGAAUCUGGUAGCGUUAGAGUCACCAUUGAUGAAGAGAAGCGUCAGAAAGGCGAAAUUGAACUUCGCCAUGGUUCAAAGGCUCGGAAAGAGCGUUAUAACGAAGCAGAGAAGUGGGCCAUCGUUGGUGGGACUAAGCUCAGCUCUGGUGCUGCAGCUGCUCAAGACGCUCAGCCUGGCACCAGUAAGAUUAUGUACGGCCUCGGAACUAAGUUCGAGGCUAUCAUCAGUCACUCUCCUUUCGGCAUCGAGUUCAAGAGAGAUGGAGAACUACAUAUCAAACUGAACGACAGGGGUCUUUUGAACGUCGAGCACUGGCGUCCCAAGAUCGACAAGCCACAAGAAGAGAAGAAAGAAGGCGAAGACGAUAACACUGAGCCCAAGGCGCUGACAGAGGACGAGAGCACAUGGUGGGAUGAAGCAUUCGGUGGAAACACAGACACCAAGCCUCGAGGUCCCGAAAGUGUGGCCCUCGACGUCACCUUCCCUGGCUAUGAGCACGUUUUUGGUGUGCCAGAGCACACUGGACCUCUCUCAUUGAGACAAACUCGUGGCGGCGAUGGCAACUUCAACGAUCCUUAUCGCUUGUAUAAUGCCGAUGUCUUUGAAUAUGAGAUGAACAGUCCGAUGACACUUUAUGGUGCAAUUCCUUUCAUGCAAGCUCAUAAGAAGGACUCGACUGUCGGUAUCUUUUGGCUCAACGCUGCCGAAACCUGGAUCGACAUUGUCAAGUCCAAGUCGAGUGCAAAUCCCCUCAGUCUUGGUAUUGGAUCUCACACCGAUACACAAACCCAUUGGUUUUCCGAGUCUGGCUUGCUUGAUAUCUUCGUGUUUCUAGGUCCUACGCCCCAGGACGUCGUCUCGUCCUUCUCCGAAUUGACUGGCUACUCUCAGCUCCCCCAGCAGUUCGCCAUCGCGCACCACCAGUGUCGCUGGAACUACGUGACUGAUGAAGACGUCAAGGACGUCGAUCGCAAGUUUGACAAAUCUCAAAUCCCUUACGAUGUCAUCUGGCUCGACAUUGAAUACACAGACGGCAAGAAGUAUUUCACUUGGGACCCUCUGACCUUCCCUAACCCUAUUGGUAUGCAGAAGCAGCUCGAUGAUCACGAGCGAAAACUCGUCGCUAUCAUCGAUCCCCACAUCAAGAACGAGGGCGGCUACUCGGUCGUCGACGAACUUAAGUCCAAGGAUCUGGCGACUCACAAUAAAGAUGGCAACAUAUACGAAGGCUGGUGCUGGCCUGGAUCUUCCUACUGGGUCGACUGUUUCUCUCCUGCCGCUCGCAAGUGGUGGGGACAGUUGUUCCAGUAUGCCAAAUUCAAGGGAUCCGCUCACAAUCUGUGGUUGUGGAACGAUAUGAACGAGCCCUCUGUCUUCAACGGACCGGAGACAACUAUGCCGAAAGAUAACCUGCACCAUGGUAAUUGGGAGCACAGAGAUGUGCACAACCUCAACGGCCUUACACUGGUCAACGCCACUUUCGAGGGAUUGGUGUCGCGCAACAAGGAGGAGGAGAAGGCUGGAGGCGUCAGACCUUUUGUCUUGACCCGUUCGUUCUACGCAGGUUCGCAGCGUAUGGGAGCCAUGUGGACUGGUGACAACCAAGCGAAUUGGGAGCAUCUUGAAGCAUCUCUACCUAUGAUCCUGUCGUUGGGUGUUUCUGGAUUCCCCUUCGCCGGAGCCGAUGUGGGCGGGUUCUUCGGCAAUCCAUCACGAGAACUGCUCACCCGCUGGUACCAGGCUGGAGCUUUCUACCCCUUCUUCCGCGCACACGCCCAUAUAGAUACCCGCCGCCGCGAACCUUACCUUCUGCCCGAUCUUGAGAGGGGCAUCGUCACGCAAGCGUUGAGACUUCGGUAUGCCCUGCUUCCUGCAUGGUACACAGCCUUCCACGCUGCGAGCAAGACUGGAGCACCGAUCGUGCAGCCAAUGUACUACGCACAUCCAGGUGAUGAGAAGGGCUUUGCUAUUGAUGAUCAGAUGUAUCUCGGAUCUACCGGAUUAUUGGUCAAGCCCGUGACCAAAGAAGGUGCAAGCAGUGUCGACAUGUACCUGCCAGACAACGAGAAGUACUUUGACUACUCGGAUUACACAAGCUACAGCGGCCCUGGCCACGUCAAGAUCGAGGCACCGCUGGACAGGAUCCCGCUUCUCAUGAGAGGUGGACACAUUGUUCCAAGACGUGAUCGUCCAAGAAGGUCCAGCGGGCUAAUGAGGUUCGACCCUUUUACGCUUGUGGUGGUCCUCGGUAACGACGGCAAGGCAGAGGGUGAGGUCUAUCUGGACGAUGGCGAGUCAUACGACUACGAGCAAGGUGCAUACAUCCAUCGCAAGUUUACUUUCAGCGGAGCCACAUCAUCCCUCGCAUCGGAAGAUGUUGGCAUCAAGGGCAAGAAGACGUCGCAAUAUCUCCAGCAGAUGAAGGACGUCCAAGUGGAGAAGAUUGUGAUUGUUAAUGCACCGUCGUCGUGGAAGAGUAAGACGGAAGUUGAUGUGUCGGAAGAGGGAACAACUAGCAGCGGUUCGAGCAAGAAAGCUGGCUUCGGUUUCAUUAGUGGAGAAGCAGGCAAGGCAGAUUGGGCCGUAGUCAGGAAGCCAGGAGUCAGCAUUGGCGGAGGCUGGAAAAUCAGCUUUGCAUAG